AUGCCCGCAUGUUCCGCACCGGAUACUCUUCUGAGUCGUGAGGAAUUUGAUGGACGCCAUUCUCGUAACCGCUCGCCAUCGUCAGGAAGCAAGAUGUCGUCAGACAAAACUCAAUAUCAUACUCACCUAACACUCAAGAGGUUCAUAGAAGUUCAACAGAAUCGAGAUUUUCUUCAACAAGAAUUUGAACAAGCAAUCGAGUCCAGUUUAUCACCUACCGUCCCUGAUCUUGAGCAAGCAGAUCAUUCUCUGAAUGAUAAAGAUGAAGAUCGAACACAUGAAAUCCUAGCAGGGGAACCUCCACAAAUCUCGGCAUGUAGACGUACACACGUAGAAACUGAGCAUGAUAAAGAGGAAUAUCUGCAGCAGGUCAUGGCAAUCUGUACCACGGGCUUCUUGGAGAUCAAAUCCGAAGUUAACCUUUUGGCUAAGCUAUUGAGAGAAGAUCUAGGUGUAGCUGCGCUUGCAGACCUGGUUGAAAAGGUACAAAAUCUAGCGGAACGAAAAUGCCUGCAAAGGAGUCUCCUGCAGAGGAAGGCAACCCUCGAACAACGCGAUUAUGGAGAAGAGAUCUCCAAACACGAAGAGAAGAUCGCCGAACUUUCUACGUUGACCCUGGAGACCAUGGAAGAAGUCAAAGCAGAGAUGAUCGAUCGGGCUUCGGAUGCAGCUUAA
Molecule: messenger RNA, 675 nt
Organism: Melampsora larici-populina 98AG31
Lineage: Eukaryota; Fungi; Basidiomycota; Pucciniomycetes; Pucciniales; Melampsoraceae
Exons: 4
Coding region: 1-675 (224 amino acids)
Source: RefSeq, a predicted model, not a curated record